CCCCCCUCCGCAUGACCUCUGUGCCAUGCUACAAAACUCUUAAAACGGUCGCAGCAGUUUGGCUGUAGACGCGUGCGCCCGCAGCAGCAAGUGGGCUUCACCAUGUCGACCUGUCCGAUCGGAUGCCCCGAUGAGAGGUCCAGUUGACGCCAGAGAUGGAUUACCAUCCUUUCCUCGCUCACCGGCCGGGCGUCUUGCCCCUGUCAGCCUUCCUGACCGCCGCGCAGCCCUCGUUUUACGGCGCGCUGAAUUUCCCGGACGCGGCCGCCCUCUCCGAGCCCCUGGCGGAGCAGGCUGCGCACGACGCGGCGCUGCGCGCAGCCGUGCGCCGCCGCCAGCAGCAGCAGCAGCAGCAGCAGCAGCAUCCUGCCGCUCGCCCGCGCGCCCUGACCGGCCUGCAGCCAGAGGUGCGGCCGGACGAUGACCCGAGCGUCACGCUGGAGUCUAACCGUUUAUGGAAAGAGUUUCACAAAAUGGGAACUGAGAUGGUUAUCACUAAGUCUGGAAGGAGGAUGUUCCCCCCUUUCAAGGUGCGGGUGGGAGGGCUGGACGAAACGGCCAAGUACAUCCUGCUGAUGGACAUCGUGGCCGUCGACGACUGUCGCUACAAGUUCCACAACUCCCGCUGGACGGCGGCGGGCAAGGCGGACCCGGAGAUGCCCAAGCGCAUGUACAUCCACCCGGACAGCCCGUCCAAGGGGGAGCAGUGGAUGAGCAAGCCCGUCGCUUUCCACAAACUCAAGCUCACCAAUAAUGUAUCGGACAAGCACGGAUUUACAAUUUUGAACUCGAUGCACAAAUACCAACCCAGGUUUCACAUUGUGAGAGCCAACGACAUCAUGAAGCUCCCGUACAGCACCUUCAGGACUUACGUGUUCCCCGAGACGGAGUUCAUCGCUGUCACCGCCUAUCAGAAUGAAAGGAUAACACAGCUCAAGAUCGACAAUAACCCGUUUGCCAAAGGAUUCAGAGACAGUGGGAAUGGGCGCCGAGAAAAGAGGAAUAAACAGUCUUUGCUGCAUGAGAACCAAAGCAAAGCGGUCCGGGACAGCGGCGAUUCCGAGGACUCGUGCGAACCACCCAGUACCAGUGAUCCCUUCUAUUCCCCUCUGGAGCUGCUGAGCAGCCCCGUGAUGUCCACCACCUGCCUAGAUGAGAACAACGCUGGAGGCGAUUCAGACAUUGACCUACAAGACGAGGACACUGCCCAAACCUGCUGCUCCAGGGAUGAGCAUGCGAGUCUGAAAAGCGAGGAGCUGCCGCGGAACAGGCCUGCUCUCAGUAAGAGUGACGACAGCCAGGACGCAACAAAUGAACGGGCGGCGUUUAAAACCUCGGAUGAGUUCUACUCCGUGGAGAUGGACCCUUCAAAAAAGCACACGGGCGAAUUCAAAGACGGGGCCGUGCCCGUGAUGCUGCAAACGCGGGGCUCGUCAUCCCUCGGCGAUUGUGACCUUCAGACUUUGGAUUUCUCGGGUGCGCACGGCCAACAGUUUCUCAAGCUCGGGGCACCUUUGUUGUUCCAUCCUGGACAGUCGUCAGUGAAGCCAGAUGCUUUCUGCACUGCGGGCAUGGGACAUCUAUUCUCCUCUUUGUCCGGAGAAAAUGAACUCGAGAACGGAGGCCAAUCCCCCCAUAGCGUCACCUCUCCGUCUCCCUUCAUGUUCCACCUGUCACAGCAAAUGCUGGCUUCUCAGGGACUCUCACUGUCGCCCUUUGGCGGAUUGCUGUCAUAUCCGUACCGCUAUGUGGCGGCCCCGUCAGCGAUGACCGCUGCUCUCCCCACCUCCUCCGCGACCGCAUCGCUCACCAGGAGCCACUGUUUCCGCAGCUCCCGGCCCUGGUUGCGGUUCAGCCCGUAUCACAUCCCGGCCUGUGCCGCCUCAAGCCAAAGCCUGCUCGCAGACCGAUCGUCUGCUAGUUCAAACUCACGACUUGAGCCGUCCAAAUCAGGCAGCGGGCAGUCAGGCCCGGUGCAUGACAGUCGCAGCUACGUGACCAAGGCCAGGCAGAAGACUGCAACACACAAAGCCACUGCCAAGGCUUCCAUGGACGAACUGCAAAACAUAUGUAAUCUGGUCAGGGGACUUGAUUAACCACAAUAAACUCCACUGUUCUACACGCGACGGACACUGAUGGACGUAAACAUUUUACCGACAAGAAAACACACAGAAAGGUUUAUGAAGUUGCACAUUAUAAUGACCCUAAAAAUGAAUAUUUGUGUCAGAACGGUAUGUGCCGCUGCUAUAUAACGUUUUAUUAUAACAACCACAAAACAUCUUACUUUCUUGCGGGUCAAAAGACACCUACUGUAGACGCUGGGUUGAAAAUCAAGUUUUUAACUUUGUUAACAUGUCCAUACGAUAUUUUCUUACAAUACAUUAUAUAUCACAAGUGAAAUAAGCAGUCCACACAAUGCCUGGGUAUGUCCACCUCAGAACUGCAGCCUACCCGUGACAGUAUCAAGAAAAGCCACGGUUUCAUGUGUCUUCUUCGUCCCCCUGAGUUGGUUUCCAAUUCGGACAGUAUGUCUGAGUUACUCCGAUACUACAGCUAGCCAUCAUGAAGGAAGGUUUGCAGGUUUGCAUGAUAAUAGAUCUGUGACUACUAGAGGGCGAAGGUGUACAGUCACACCCAAGCCAUUGUAAGGCGUGAUGGGAGUCUUUUUUCAUGGAAUGAGUUCCACAUGUGGAAGUUUGAGAAGCAUUUGUUCGAUGCCAGGGGAGGAUCAAUGUCAAGGGUAUCUCUGUUGUCCGGCAAUUUGUAUUACGGACAGCAGUAUCCACACGAAGAGGAACUUCAGCUGCACAUGACAAAUUGACAAUAAAUAAAUACAGCAACAUGAGAUAAAAACAUAGAAAUCCAAUAAAAACAAAUCCUAGAAAUAGAUCGUCAAUCACAUUUGCUAUAUCAUCCAUGUGGGGGAGGUCUUAGCUUCUGUAGCUUCUGAAACAGAGCUUAUAUGUAACCUAGAUGUCUAAAAAAAAAGGUUCACCCACUCACCUAAAUUUCCGA
Messenger RNA from Scophthalmus maximus (turbot), 3015 nucleotides. Its product is annotated as T-box transcription factor TBX2b-like. Gene Ontology annotation, cellular component: nucleus. The transcript is spliced from 7 exons. Gene Ontology annotation, biological process: heart looping; central nervous system development; cell fate specification. The record is from RefSeq and is a predicted model, not a curated record. Gene Ontology annotation, molecular function: RNA polymerase II cis-regulatory region sequence-specific DNA binding; DNA-binding transcription factor activity, RNA polymerase II-specific. The coding region runs from base 156 to 2096 and encodes 646 amino acids. Lineage: Eukaryota; Metazoa; Chordata; Actinopteri; Pleuronectiformes; Scophthalmidae.